CGAGCGUCUCCAGAGAUGGGGGCGGCCACGGGCACUGCACCGUGCGAUAGGAAAUCGGAAGCCAACAAGGGAAUAAAGGCCGAGGGGCCCUUCUCCUUCCCACACACGCAGAAGCUCGGUCACCGCGCUAGAGGCUCCCGAGCCCUCGCACUGCCGGCCCGCCCCGCCGUGGAGCUGGGGGCGCUGCGGUGCUCGCUCGGCGCCGCCGCCGGGAGGGCCAUGGCGGAGGGGCUGGGAGCAGGGCGGACCUUCAGCCGCCCCACGCCGCCGCCGCAGACGGGCUGGGAGCGGCUCAGCGAGCUGUGGCGGCGAGACGAGCUGCAGCGGUACCCGGAGGAGACGGUGAACAUCAUCAAGUCGGCGUUCACCGGGGGCCUGGUCGGCUGGCUGUACGGCGGCCUGCCCGCCUUCCGCCAGGCGCGGAGGGCCUUCAUCGAGGGCAGCCAGGGAGAGGUGUUCCAGAACCGCGCCGAUGCGGUGCAAUCUGCACACCGUGCUGGACUCAGGAGCUUCAUCCGCUACGGCUGGCGCUGGAGCUGGAGGGUGGCCACCUUCGUGGCCAUAUUCAACGUGGUGAGCACCGGUCUGUCCGUGUACCGCGAUAAAACCACCAUCAGUAAUUUUGCUUCAGCAGGAGCCUUCACAGGAGCUCUCUUCAGAAUGCACUUGGGCCUGCCUGGGCUGGCAGGCGGCUUCCUGUUCGGAACAGCCUUUGGGAUCCCUGCAGGGGGUCUCCUAAUGAUUGCACAGAAAUUUGCUGGUGAGACUCUGCAGGAGAAGCGAAAUCGUGAGCGCAGGGAGCAGUAUGAACAGAAAUUAGCAGAGUGGCAAUCCAGGCUUAGUGUGACUGAAGACUUGGGCAAAAAGGAAAGCGAUGCCCGGAAACAAUCACAGACAGAAAAUAACAGGAGAAUCUAGGAGCUCCUGAGUCUUCCUCAGAUCUCUGUCGUAAGCAGCUAUAAUUUCUACUUAUAAAAGUCUUUGUCCGAAGAGAUAACAAAGUCUUCUGUGAAUGCUGUUGUAUCAUUUGCACUUCUGAAAAACCAGUUUGCUGAAAAUG
Phasianus colchicus (ring-necked pheasant) is the source of this 1060-nucleotide messenger RNA. It is a transcript of the gene TIMMDC1, whose product is annotated as translocase of inner mitochondrial membrane domain containing 1. Gene Ontology annotation, cellular component: mitochondrion. Lineage: Eukaryota; Metazoa; Chordata; Aves; Galliformes; Phasianidae. Gene Ontology annotation, biological process: mitochondrial respiratory chain complex I assembly. The record is from RefSeq and is a predicted model, not a curated record.